AUGUUCUGUAUGGCAUUGCUAUGUGGUGGUUUAAGUGAAAACCACGUGACUAGAUUGCAUCCUCUGACUUUUCCUUUAAGGAAUUUCUUGAGUCGGGCUCGAAAUCAUCCUUCUUCUUCUUCUUCUUCUUCUUCUUGCUCGUCGUCAUUUUGUUUGGUGCUCUUGCCAAUUUGCUCUUUGGUCUCGUUGAUUAGGCCACCACUGUGGCAGGAGUCGGACACGAUUGUGAUCUGGCAUCCUUGUGACGGAAAAAAGUGGCUGACCGGUGAUCAGAUUCAUGUCCGUGGGGACAAUGCACUCGUCGUAGCCGGUGUCGUCGUCCUCGCGGGUCUCCGCCGGGAGUCGGGUGACGUGGCCGCUGUAGCCGACGAAGAGGAAGUCUCCGGGCCGGGACGAAUCGACCAGAUCCGCAAGUGCGGCCCGGAUGUUGUGGCCCGUGGGCUGGGUGUAGGAAUCGUCGCUGUCAAUGAGGACGGUGAUGUCGUCCUCGGAGAAGCCGUAGCGGUCGACGAGGCAGGCAUACAUUCGGCGGACAUCGUUGAUGCAGUCUCUGAGCUCCGCCUUUGUUCCGGGGUAGUUGCAGCCGAUCAGCACCGCCCUUCUCGCCAUGGAUUUUUUCGCCUUGGGAGAUGGAAAGGUAGCAUAUAUAGACUAAACCGAAAUGUCAACAUACCG
Striga asiatica is the source of this 675-nucleotide messenger RNA. Lineage: Eukaryota; Viridiplantae; Streptophyta; Magnoliopsida; Lamiales; Orobanchaceae. The record is from the annotation of a GenBank genome assembly.